UACAGAGAGACUUCCUCACUGAUCCCUCUGCGCCUCUGCAGUUUGGUUAGUUGGUUGGUUGGUUGGUUUGGGUUUCGUUUUCACUCUUUGGGCAGAGCAUAGCAUUGAGUCCCAAAUGGCUUCUUCUGUUUUCUCUUUUUCUCUCUUCUUCUUCUUCCUUCUCUUCUCCUUUACCACCUCUCUCCACCUCUGCACUGCCUUCUCCGCCCAACACAGCCCUCUCCGCCACCACCUUCGCCACCCUCGCUUCGCCGGACACAACUACAGGGACGCUCUCUCCAAAUCCAUCCUAUACUUCGAAGGCCAGAGGUCUGGAAAGCUCCCUCCUAACCAGAGGAUCACUUGGAGGAGAGACUCUGGUCUCUCUGAUGGCUCAGCUGUGAAUGUUGAUUUAGUGGGAGGGUACUAUGAUGCAGGGGACAAUGUGAAGUUUGGGUUUCCCAUGGCUUUCACGGCCACCAUGCUUUCAUGGAGUGUGAUUGAGUUUGGUGGGUUGAUGAAAAGCGAGUUGUGUAAUGCGAGAGAAGCCAUUCGCUGGGCUACUGAUUACCUUCUCAAAGCCACUGCUCAACCAGACACCAUUUAUGUUCAGGUGGGUGAUGCAAACAAGGACCACGCUUGUUGGGAGAGACCUGAAGACAUGGACACACCAAGAAAUGUGUUCAAGAUUGACAGAAAUACCCCUGGUUCUGAGGUUGCAGCUGAAACAGCCUCUGCUCUUGCAGCUGCUUCUUUGGUGUUUAGAAGAAUUGACCCCACUUAUGCCAAGCUUCUUGUCACCAGGGCUAUCAGGGUCUUUGAGUUUGCUGAUAAGUACAGAGGUGUUUAUAGCAAUGGGUUGAAGAAAGUUGUGUGUCCUUUCUAUUGCUCUUUCUCUGGUUAUCAGGAUGAGCUGUUGUGGGGUGCUGCUUGGUUGCACAGAGCCACCAAGAACCCAAUGUACCUCCAGUACAUUCAAGUCAAUGGCCAAACCCUUGGAGCUGAUGAGUCUGAUAAUACAUUUGGGUGGGAUAACAAGCAUGUUGGAGCCAGGAUUCUUCUCUCCAAGGCAUUUCUUGUUCAAAAGCUUCAAUCCCUCCAUGAUUACAAAGGUCAUGCAGAUAACUACAUCUGUUCCCUGAUACCAGGGACUCCCUCCUCUCAAGCCCAGUACACCCCAGGUGGGCUUUUGUUCAAGAUGAAUGAUAGUAACAUGCAGUAUGUGACAUCCACCUCCUUCCUCCUCUUAACCUACGCCAAAUACUUAACCUCCGCCCACAAGGUCGUCAAUUGUGGUGGUGCAGUUGUCACCCCCAAUAGGCUCCGAUUCAUCGCCAAAAAACAGGUGGACUACUUGCUAGGAGACAACCCCUUGAAAAUGUCCUACAUGGUGGGGUACGGUCCAAGGUACCCUCUGAGGAUCCACCAUAGGGGAUCAUCUCUACCGUCCAUCGCCACACACCCGGGAAAGAUCCAAUGCUCAUCCGGGUUCAACAUCAUGAAUUCCCAGUCCCCCAACCCAAACAUCCUAGUGGGGGCCGUAGUUGGUGGGCCCGAUCAGAAUGACCGAUUCCCCGAUCAACGGUCAGAUUACGAGCAAUCAGAACCCGCGACGUACAUCAACGCACCGCUUGUAGGAGCACUGUCUUAUCUUGCUCACUCAUUUGGGCAGCUCUAAAGGGGCCUCAUUGGUGUCUCUAUUUAUAUGGCUCGAGUAGUGGUUUUGGGGUUGAGACCCAAGGCUCGAGCCCCUAACGUUGUGAUGAAAGUGUUAUUUACAUAGCCUUGUUAUUUAUUUAUAUAGUGACAUUAUUAGGAGGUGUUUAAUGUAAUGUAUUUUAUGGCUUGAGUGUGAGUUUCGUAGCCGAAACGGCGUUAGUGUGUGUAAAAGGUUGUUGGUCGUAUCGUGGUCUACUGAGCUUUUAUUUUAAUAGCAUUGGCCACAGCACAGGGCUGCUUUCUGCUUUCAUGUGUGUUUUUUUCUUCCCAGCUUUGGGAAUUGCAUUGCAAAAAAUAUGUUUAGUUGUGUUAUGUGAUUUCGGUA
Camellia sinensis is the source of this 2023-nucleotide messenger RNA. RefSeq names its product glycosyl hydrolase 9B13 (gene GH9B13). Lineage: Eukaryota; Viridiplantae; Streptophyta; Magnoliopsida; Ericales; Theaceae. Gene Ontology annotation, biological process: carbohydrate metabolic process. Gene Ontology annotation, molecular function: hydrolase activity, hydrolyzing O-glycosyl compounds. The record is from RefSeq and is a predicted model, not a curated record.